UUGAACACACAGAAGGAAAAAUGCAGAGACACUAUACAACGAAGCCGGCCUUGGAGCUGAUCCUGGCGGACACAAGCCCGUGUGACUCAGAAGACGAAGAGAUACACCUUCAGGUGGAUUCAGACUCUGAGCAGUCUUCAGAUGAGGAGACUUCCACUCUUCCUCCAGAAAAGAGAGCUCGGUUGGAGGGUGAGCCGACAGAAAUCGCUAAAGAUGGUACAGAGUGGCGUGAAGAACAGCUGGGGACACAUCUCCAUUUCACUCCAAUAGAAGCAUACGACGCAGCUGGAGAGCCAACAGCUAAGGCCAGGAGAAGUACCGGGAGUCGUCUUCAGAGCUUCCUGUGUUUCAUUACGCUCGACAUGCUUCGAAGGAUUCAGCAAUGGACAAAUCAGCAUGCAGGGCAAACGGAGCAAGUGGAUUGGUUCAUGGACCUCCCAGAACUGAAGGCAUUUAUUGCAGUCAUAAUCUUGCGGGGGGUGACCCAUGUUCCAUCCCUACGUUACAGCUGGUCCGCCAAUCUGGGAAACCCACACAUCAUUGCUACUAUGGCCCGAAACCGCUUCCAAAACAUCAUGCAACAUCUACGCUUUGAUGUUCACACGCAGCCAGAGAGCAGAGGUUGAUAGGUUUGAGGCAAUUUCGGAUGUUUGGGGAUCUUUCGUCAAUAACUGCAUCUCAUCCUACAACCCUG
Molecule: messenger RNA, 694 nt
Organism: Melanotaenia boesemani (Boeseman's rainbowfish)
Lineage: Eukaryota; Metazoa; Chordata; Actinopteri; Atheriniformes; Melanotaeniidae
Exons: 2
Coding region: 21-626 (201 amino acids)
Source: RefSeq, a predicted model, not a curated record